This is a messenger RNA of Loxodonta africana (African savanna elephant), 3268 nucleotides long. RefSeq names its product purine rich element binding protein G (gene PURG). Gene Ontology annotation, molecular function: RNA polymerase II transcription regulatory region sequence-specific DNA binding; DNA-binding transcription factor activity, RNA polymerase II-specific; purine-rich negative regulatory element binding. Bases 86 to 1087 code for a protein of 333 amino acids. Gene Ontology annotation, cellular component: nucleus. The record is from RefSeq and is a predicted model, not a curated record. Gene Ontology annotation, biological process: regulation of transcription by RNA polymerase II. The transcript is spliced from 2 exons. Lineage: Eukaryota; Metazoa; Chordata; Mammalia; Proboscidea; Elephantidae.
GGCAGCGCCGGCCGAGGGGCGCCUGCGAUUGUUCUCAACACCCCUCUCCCCCACCCGUGUGUCUGUUUGUCACUUGCAGCUGAAGAUGGAAAGAGCCAGGCGAAGGGGAGGCGGCGGCGGUCGCGGCCGCGGAGGCAAGAAUGUAGGGGGCUCUGGCCUAAGCAAGAGUAGACUCUAUCCCCAGGCCCAGCACUCCCAUUACCCCCACUACGGGGCUUCAGCCGCCCCUAAUCAGGCUGGAGGCGCCACCGAAAUCCAGGAGCUGGCCUCCAAGCGAGUGGAUAUCCAGAAGAAGAGGUUUUACCUGGACGUGAAGCAGAGCUCCCGGGGCCGGUUCCUAAAGAUAGCCGAAGUCUGGAUAGGGAGAGGCCGGCAGGACAAUAUCAGAAAGAGUAAACUGACCCUCUCCCUGUCGGUGGCCGCGGAGCUGAAGGACUGUCUAGGGGACUUCAUCGAGCACUACGCCCACCUGGGCCUGAAAGGCCACCGGCAGGAGCAGGGCCACGGCAAAGAGCAAAGCUCCAGGAGAAGACAGAAGCACGCGGCCCCCUCCCCACCUGUCUCGGUGGGGUCUGAAGAACACCCCCACAGUGUCCUCAAGACGGACUAUAUAGAAAGGGACAAUAGGAAAUACUACCUAGACCUAAAGGAAAAUCAGCGGGGCCGCUUCCUGAGGAUUAGGCAAACCAUGAUGCGGGGCACUGGCAUGAUAGGUUAUUUUGGCCACACUUUGGGCCAGGAACAGACCAUUGUCCUCCCAGCACAAGGCAUGAUUGAGUUCCGUGAUGCCUUGGUUCAGCUAAUUGAAGACUAUGGCGAAGGGGACAUAGAAGAACGAAGAGGCGGAGACGAUGACCCGGUGGAACUCCCAGAGGGGACUUCUUUCAGAGUGGACAAUAAAAGGUUCUACUUUGAUGUGGGCUCUAAUAAAUAUGGCAUUUUCCUGAAGCUCACAAUUUGCCCUAAAUCCAGAGAGAAUAUCAACCCUUUUCACUGUUGUCAAAUCGAGCAUAAGGAACAGCCCCAUGACACCACAAACACGGUUGAGGAAUCAGGGAUAAGUCUCUUAUGUCACACUCCAGAAUAAAGACAUUCGGUGAAAGAAAUGAACCAAAGUUCAUCACGAAUGCAAAGCUUCUGUACUUGACAUUGCUCCACAGAAGGGAAGACAAGUAUCAAUGCCACUGGCGCCAUUUGCAAACUGACUUGGUGUGGAAUACCUUCCACCACACUGGAUUCUAUCAGGUCUUUGUUCUCUUUUUUAAUUAAUCAAACCUUUCAGUUUUCAAACUGCCAUUUGUCAGCUUUGAGGUCGAGAAACAGAAAGAUUUGAAAAUACUUUCUUAAGAGAUCAUGUAACUAUAUAACUCUGAAUUUAAAAAUUGAGGACGGGUGGAUCAUUUCAACCCACUGCCUCUUACAGGAAACAUUUUUUUAAAUCUGUGACUGCUUUAGUGUUAACAGGGUACAAGGUGUUUUUUGUCCUGUAUUGUAUUUAAAAGGUUCUCAUUGAUUGGUGGUUGUAUUGUACUGUAUAAAAACAAAUCAUAAAUUGCCUUGUAUUGUUUAUAAUAGACCAUAUCAUGUACUACUUCAGUUUUCACGUUCCAAGUUUCUCAUUGAUGCAUGUUAACAGUUAGGUCCUAAAAUUCUGUGGUGCUAAUUCUUCCAUACCCAAUGGUGCUCUCGUGGAUGCUAACUGCAUACAUGCUAAACGAAGCUUGAAGUUUAAAACGUUCCUCCCAUCCUCUGUUUAUAUGAAGUAAAAUAAAAUCACUUGAAUUUGUCUCAAAGUAUCACUGACAAUCUAAUAAACUGGUUUAUAUGUGUGAUUACUUUGGAUUCUUAAUUAUUUUUCAGAAAGCAGCUCACUUGCAGUGGGCCCUCAUAUUGUAUCAUGUAUUUAUUUAGUUAUUUGUGCCCCCAAAAUUUGUGGUAUCUUUAGGAAUUUAAAUCCAGUUGACCUGGCUUCUAAAAUCAAGUUUGUUUAGGUGGGAUCUAUAAAAACUGGACCUGUAUACUGACAAUUUAAGUGUAAGUUCCACUCCAUAUGUAUGAAAAUAGUGACAAAAACAUUUAAGCUGGAGUUUUUUGGGAGAAGCUGACAUCAUAUAGGAAAGCUUAUGCAACCGCUUUGUUGGACUUUUGAGCAUCUGCACUAAGAAUUGCAGCAUUGGGACAAGCGAAGGUGCUAAUGUCUUCGUGAGAGCAAAGGUCUGUUUCUCCUAAGGCAGAGAUAAAGUCAGUAUUGAGGCCGUGUGCAAAAAAAAUUGUAUUCCAAACUUAGUGUUUUGCUUGAUCAUGGGUAACUUUAAAUUAUAAAAAAAUAAAGUCCAAAGUGUCAUUUAGUAAAGCCCCUGGAAUAGCAAACAUUUAUCUUAAAAUAGUUGAUGGAACCCCAAUCUAAUGCGUCCCUGAAAUGACAUUCAUAAAUUCCAAUGAUGCUUUAUUAUAUAAAGAGCUUAAGUACGGUAAUUACCUCGAGUAGUUAUUAAAUAUUGCCUAAAUUCUGCUACCCGAAAAUGACGUUUGGAGAAUAGAGCCAGUGAGAACACUGGGCUUGAUUCUUUGCGACUAUCUUGAAUGAAUGCAGAAUUUACUAAAUGACAGCCACUCCCCAAAGAUGGAGUCCCCGGGCGGUGUAAACAGUUAACACACUUGGCUGCUAACUGAAAGGUUGGAGGUUCAAGUCCACCCAGAGGCGCCUUUGUUUCUUCAAAGUUUCCCCAAAAGUCCUUGGGGAAAAAAAAAAAAAGGUCAGCCAUUGAAAAUCCUGUGGAGCCCAGUUUUACUCUGACACAUGUGCUGUCGCCAGGAGUCAGGGUCUACUCAGUGGCAACUGGUUUUCCCAAAGAUACUUCUACUAUAUAUUUUUGUAACUACUUUUACAGCAUUUCAUUUUGUGAAAACUAGUGAAUAAUAAACAUGCUGCAAAAUAAUUCCAGGUUUUCUUUAAUGAACAAAAGAGUCUAUGAACAUUUUAGAAGAACUUCAUUCCUGUGGAGAUAUCUCGCCUGUGAGAAGAAAAACUCAUUCUAAUUUUAUGGAAAGAUGAGAGAAUAAAUGACUUGCUUUUUGGAAAGAGAAAUCUUUUUAAUCUACAUGAAAACAUCUCUAAUUUUUACUCCCACAGUCAACCAGACUUAUGUAUUAUCGUUCGUAAUAUUUUUCCCAUCUAAAAAAUUAUUCUCACAACAUUUUUCUAUUAGCUUAUUCUGUAUGAAAUUGUUUCUUAUACAGACCUAAAUAAAAUGAGUGCACUUUGAAA